Molecule: messenger RNA, 8678 nt
Organism: Ooceraea biroi (clonal raider ant)
Lineage: Eukaryota; Metazoa; Arthropoda; Insecta; Hymenoptera; Formicidae
Product: nuclear pore complex protein Nup153
Biological process (GO): RNA export from nucleus; protein import into nucleus
Cellular component (GO): nuclear pore
Molecular function (GO): structural constituent of nuclear pore
Source: RefSeq, a predicted model, not a curated record
GGCGGUUUUUGUGCUCGAGCGCGGCCAUAUUGCUUCUCGUGGGCCUUUCUCAACCGCGGAAAGGUGGUGCGGUUCUGUCGGUGACAAUUUUCGCGGAGGCGAUGAUCGUGCUUCGUGCGUGCUUCGUCCCGUAACCGUCGUCGCGUGGCACAGUUAGCGAAACGGCUGGACAUGGCCAAGGGGAGCGACAAUCCGGCCGGCAGGCGGCCGUCGUCGCGCAACGCGAAGCCCUACAACGCGAACAACUCAUUUGUAAGAAAGGUGGCAACCAAGGUAACGGAUUUUAUACAGCCGUCAUGGAUCAGUAAGUGGUUCAAUACCUCUCAAAGCAAUGAAGACGUCUUAGACAGUAGGGAGAAUAUCGAGGAGGAGGUGGAGUACGAAGAUGAUGCGCAGCAGGCUCCUCCCAGCAAGCGAUCGCGCAUUCGUAUGGAUGUGAUCCAUCCGCCUGGCACAUUUUCUAUACAAACAAGAGUCAAGAGUGCGCUAAAUGUUGACCUCUCUAAAGAGCAAUAUCCCGUUCAUGAAAUGUCGGAAGAUUUUCUUGAGCCCGCGACGGCUGGACCAAGUGGCAUAGGUCGUUUGAUAUCCUCGACUCCUGCGGCGCAAGCGGAUGUUAGGACCGUAACGGCUCACAGGACUGACUUGAACUCCUUAACCUCGCCGACUAACAAUGGGAUGGCAAACGGAGCGGACGACAAUUCAGAGUCGAGCGAGAGCACCAGUGGAUGCAGCUCGCUCAUCCCGCAGAUAAAUAGACACGAAGGUCCAUCGAACUUGUUGUACAGUUCAACAUUUCCUAAUAGGAAGAGACACAUUGAUGACAAAUUGACUUUUACGAAUCAUUUGCAAUCUCCGAGGUCCUUGUUUUUAGAUAGUAAUUCUCGCGAUACUUUAAGCAGUCGUAGACCGAGUUUUAACGCAUCAGUUAUGACGAACGCUCUGGACCGCGCGUCGCCCCUGUCCUCCCCGUUUUACAGUGGUAACAUUACAUUUGGCGGUGCGAACGCGGCGGAUCUUUACAAGCGAGGCCGUAAUCUUUUUAACGAUUCGAGCGAGUUGCAACUGAAAGUACCAAGGAGGACAAAUGUCGAGGUGAAACCUUCCACUAAUGCGGCAGGAGUUGACUCGUCGGGCAUGAGUCAGACUGCCAAGAAGAUACUGGAAGCACUGGAACACUUCUCGUCGCCUAUAUCCGACGCGAAGAAAAUCCCGCUGAAACGCGCGAGUAACACCAUGUCUUCGAUAAUGAGUAGAAAGAGGGCGCGGGAAGAGGUGGCGAGCCCGUCCGCCAGGAUCGGCCUGCGUCACCUGACGCGCGAGCUGACAGUACCAACCGUCCCCGACAUACUGAAACUGAAGAGACGGCAGAAGCUGCAAGACACAACCGUCGCGGCGAGAAGGAUCGUUUCCGCGCGCAGCGAUCCACCUCCGCUCCCGCAGGAGUAUCGAUUGAGAACGGAGGGCGGCGAGAACGAAAAGUAUCGUGGCAAGCUGAACAGUAAAUCUAAAAUAAAUCUCGAGAAAGAGGAGACGGUGGCGCCGGUAAAUUUGCCGAAUAUACCUCUGCCAAUCACAACGUUACCCAGCUUCAACUUUACCCUACCAUCUCCUACCGCACAUAUUAGCAGCGCGACUGUCGCGAAUAAGGAGAAUACCUUCACGUUCGCUAGCCCGAUCAAGGUAACGGACGCCGCGAAGAGCCUGCAGUCCGUUAACAAUUUCACGUUUAGCAAUCCAAUCGACGCCGAGGAUAACGCGAAUAACACCGCCGAGUCGAGUUCUUCUUCGAUGAAGGAGACUAAAGGAUCCACUGGAGCCUCGGUCGAGCGCGCGGCCGCGUCCAUGCCGAACUUCAUUUGGUCCGCUUCUUCCACAGCACCUAGAUUGAAAGCGAAGGUAAAAAACGGCAAGGACGAUCGUGUCGGGUUUGAACUGAAGUCUGGAAGUGUCAUGGACGUGUUGUGUCCCAAGAAUGUCGAAUCAAAUCUGACCGGACAAUCAAACGCGAAAUCCCCCGCCUCCGGAGGAACGCGCGCCGACAAGACUGCCAGCUCGGACCCGGACAGCGGGAACGCCGAGUCCUUCUGGGAGUGCGGUGACUGCAUGAUCAGGAACGGCGGCAAGGACAAACAGUGUAUCGCGUGCAAGGUUGCUCGACGGAACCCCGACGAGAAGACGCCGCCGCCGUCGACAUCGACGACGGAGAAGGCCGUGCCGAAGCUGACCGCGAACGAGUCCUUCGGCUCGCAGUUCAGGCUGCUCAUGAAUCAGUGGGAGUGCACGAUUUGCUGCGUGAGGAACAACCGGAGUGACGCCAAGUGCGUGGCAUGCUCCGCGCCGAGACCUGCAAGCAAUCAAACACUAUCGUCAAUAAUUAAGCCUCAAAUUAAAUCCGACCUGAUGAUGGAGAAGUUUAAACCCGCCGAGGGAUCGUGGGAGUGCUCCGGCUGCUUGCUGAGAAACGCCGCGAGCGUGAUCACGUGCCCCUGCUGCAACACGUCGAAGCCCACUUGCUUGAGGACGAACUCGAGGAAGACGGACGUCGUCGCGGAGCCGCCUGCUCAAAAGUCGAGCGUCGCUGGUGGUGCGGUAACGCAGGGUGUAGUAACCAGCGGCUCUGAUAUAAUGAACAAAUUUAAACCGAGCAAAGAUUCCUGGGAGUGUCCGGGAUGCCUCGUUAGAAAUAACAGUUCCGUUACUGCGUGUCCUUGUUGCAACACCGCUAAACCGGGUUCCGACGCAGGUGCGAGCAAGACGGAGCAGAAAACGUCGUCCAACGGAUUCGGAGACCUGAUGAAGAAGCCCGCGGGCGCGUGGAGUUGCGACACUUGCCUGCUGCAAAAUGAUGCGAAGCAGACGCAGUGCGUGGCUUGCGAAGCCUUGAAACCUGGGACUACGAAAUCGAGCGCGUCCGCGUCCUCGAGCACUACCUCCACCGUGCAGUUCAAGUUUGGCGUGCCACCUAACGCGUCGGGCUCGGCUAAUCAAGCGGGUGGAUUUAAAUUCGGCAUCGACAAAGCUGACCAGCCCAAGUCGGACGGCGCGUCGCCGUUGAAUGGGUUCAAGUUCGGCAGUUCCCAGCCGCUCAACUGCACGUCGCAGUUCACGUUUGGCGUCCCCACCAAGGAAGAGAGUAAAGCUGCAAACGAAGCGUCUAACAAGACCAACGUCGUCGCAGCUUCCACCGAUGCGGCAAGAUUUUCGUUCAAGGUGACGAAUCUCGAGUCCGCGAAACAGGAGCAGGAAACGUCGUUCGGUACACCGCAGGGUGGGACUUCAACGGCCAUUGAAAAAUCGGGUACCGCGCUCAGUGCUACCACUCCUUUCACGUUUGGAGUGCAUAAACCGGGGUUCGCUCAGCCCGAUCUGGAAACACAGAAGACGCCUUCUGUAACGACUGGAACGGACAGCUCCAAGUUAACAGCAACCACGACUGUCGCUGCUGUUUCCGUUGGCGCUACCGUUUUCGCUACUAAUGCCGGUACGAUACCGAUCAGCACCGCUGCAGUACUACCGCCAUUACCGAAGACUCACGCAUUAGACGCGAAGCCAAUAUUCUCAUUCGGUGCAGCAGCAGGCAGCGGUAUAACCACCGCUGCCAGUAACACUUCCACCAGCACGACGACUUGUCUUCCAGCUUUUGCUCAAUCUUCUUUCACAUUUUCCGAUUCGAAGACAGCGUCCCAGCCGGCCGCGAUAGCAACCUUCGGCCAGGGCGUUCCGCCCGCCGCGCAGUCUACGAAAUUAUUCGGAGCGAACAAGAUAGCCGAGACCCCCGCCCCGUCACCCAGCAAGCCCGUGAGCGCAACAUCGGCCAGCACGAUCUUUCCGAUUGUCUCGAGCUCGACGUCGCUGUUCAACAGCAGCGAGUCGAAGAAGACAACGGCGUUCGGCAUGGACAAGCCGUCGGCAGGGUUCGCCCUGUCCGAGAACAAGAUCUCAACGUUCGGCAGCAACAGCCCCAAGGGCAAACCAUCGAUCUUCGGGACGCUGGAAACGACGAAGCUGCCCGGGUUCAGUUCACCCGCGCAGACAUCCGUGGCGAGUCCUCUCCCGAGCUUCGGCGCACCGUCCAGUGCUACUCCCGCUGCUACCCCUUCGCUCUUUGGCUCGUCCAACACCACCUUCGGGAGCAACAGCGCGGCCACUUUCAGCGGCACGGCAACGACACCUGCGAUCUUCUCGUCCACCAAACCUAGCGAGACUACCACUCCAGCCGCGUCGAACCCGUCGCUGUUCACGUUCGGCUCGUCGUCGCAGCAGUCGACCAGCAGCGGCUUCAACUUCUCCGCGAACACCAACGCGACUGGCUCCGAGGCGAAACCGCUGUUCACGUUCGGUAGCGGUGCGAGCACGUCGCAGGGCAACAACGUAUUCGGUAGCGGUACGUUCGGGGCGAGCUCCAGCGCCCCGACGAGCACCGCUAACUUCACGUUUAACCCGGCUAAGCAAGAGGCGGCACCGACGGCAUUCGGGCAGAGCGCGGUGGCGGCUCCGCUGUUCGGUGCGCAACAAGUAACUCCGCAGACCCAGGCAACGUCGUCGUUCUCGUCCACUUCGUCAUCCAGCGCGGGAUUCAAUUUUGGGUCUACCGCAGCGCCCACCGCUACGCCGGGAGGUUUCAACUUCGGAGGAAUGCCAUCUACGUCUACCCCAGCUGGAGGUUUCAAUUUUAACCCUCCCACCUCUACUCCUACAGUGGCUUUCGAUCCCAACAGUCGGCCUUCGUUCAACUUCACCAAAGGAAGUGCACCAACAUCGUUCAAUGCUACGCCCCAAUCAGCAACAGCACCUCGAAAAAUCAAAAAAGCGUUUCGGAGAUGCAUGCGGUAGAGAGAUAUGACAUGAAUGCGUACACUCAGGUGCGUCCUUACAUCUAUCCUAUGCUGGGUGUGUCUAUGUAUAUUAAGCGUUAUACAAUAUGAUACAAUGGAAUUCUGUCAUACAUCUCAAUCGAUCACAUUUAAUGUGGUGGUAUAUACCAAGCAUCUUUGUAAUAUAGUAAUCCGAAAGCUAACCGAACAUGCUUGCGUACAACCACUUGUGUUCUCUCUCUACAGGAAAAUGUAAAUUAUAAAUUAUUUAAAUUAUACAGUAAUAAUGAAAAUAACAACCCUGAAGUUGGCAUGAAGCCAUUAUUAAAUCGUGUGAUGCCGUUGCAUUACUGAGACCUUACCCAAAAAAAAGAAAAAACAAACAAACUGGACGCGAUGCGUAUGUGACCGACACGACGUACUCGAGUAAUGCGCAUAUUUGUCGAAAAUUGAAAAGUACCUCGAUAAAGAAAGAUUAAUAAGCACUUUACACGUGCAAUUGAAGAUAAAAAAAACUAGUGGGAGAUUGACCCCCGCGUAAGAGGUAAGUAUAAGUCAGUCACAGCUUGUAGCAAUAUCGCCAGGAAAACGUUCGAGGACGGUUCACUUGUGGCGAGUUGAGAGACACUAGUACGGGAAAUCUUUUAGUUGAACAUUAUAUAGAGACAACUAAAGUAACAUGUAGAUAUCUCCAAGAUACAUUUAAAUUUAUUAAAAAAUUCCUCAGGAAACAAUUCGAAAAAUAAAGACAUGAUUAUAAUAUGAAAAAAGACAUUAUUUUGUGUAUUAAUAAUUUCUUUUACAUUUUAGCUCUACGUAAUCUUUGCCCUGAAUAAUUUUUUGUACGUUUAAAAGUAUCAGAGAGAUGUAUGAGUAGUUUUAUUUUGCUGUCCUAAUGCUGUCGUAUAGAUAUUUUGUUAAAAGUUAUUAAUAAUGUUCCGUGUAUGUGCAUUACAACAUACAUUUGAAUAAUUUUAUGUUAAUUUUUCGAAAAACAAUCUCACGAUUUUAGGUGAGUGUAACGGACUUAAACUGUCUUAAACUGUUGUUCAUGCCAGCCUAAGGACAUUUAAUUUGUAUAAUCGUGAUGUUGCAAGCAUUGUGAACUGACUCUAUAUAUCAAUAAAGCCCCACUACAUAUUUACAUAGAUAUUAAUUAUAUUUUAAUUAGAAUUUCGUGGGCAGCCCUACACAAUCUUUGUAGAACUAGUCCAGGAAAGUGUAAUAUACACAAAAAUGGCAUUCGGAUAGUACAAAGUGACGAUUACUGAACGUUUCCAUUGAGUAGUCGAAAUUGUAUAUUUUUUUUAUAUAUUGAAUGAAAUAACCCUAUAAGAAGAAUACUGAAUGCCAUUUUGAUAGGAUUAUACUAUAACGAUGUUGUGUGUUUCAUUAUAGAGUGAGUGAAAUAAUUCUGACAGAAGAGUAUGUAUCGAAUGAGAAUAAAUUCUCGGGGCUUCUAAAGAGUUCUUUUCGAUCACAUCUUUUCUUUAUUAUUACAUUUACAUGCAUAUAUGUAUGAAGAACAUCACUCUAGAUACGUUGCUCCGAAUUAUUUACUCGCUAUAAGGAAACGAAUUAAAAUAAAAAGUUUUUAACAGUUUUCGACAUGUUGCUGCAACUCUGUUACAAAAGAAAAAAUGAUAAAAAAAUCUGCAGAAAGCAAUCUCUGAUCCGCUGAGUUUUUAAAUGUUUAAAUAACAGUUUUACUACUUAGAGAAUCCGUGUUUUCGGUAAAAAAAAAUGAAAAUUUUCUAAGUUUCACGGUGAUAUACCUCGAUUAAAUCAAACGAUGAUUUUUCCAAGUGCAAUUUAGAGUGAUAUUAAUUUACGUAAUUUUGAAACUACUCGACAUCCACAAAGCGGGAUAUUAUAAAGCGUUCUUUUUAGAAGUCCCUAAGGUGGAAAGUAGUUAGACGGCGUGUAAUAAUAAUUAAUGAAUUACAUUAUAUCUCAUUUAAGAUUAGGGUAGUUGUGUAUAACGUUGGCUUAGAUUUGACAGUAGCCAAGAAUAACUCGGCACAUGACCCAUCUUAUGCCAUAUUAGAGACCUAGGUACAAAAAAACCAUUCUGUUAAACAUUGUUGUUUAUCUCUCUCUCUCUCUCUCUCUCUUCCUCUCUUUCUUUCUCUCUCUCUCUUUCUCCGUUGUUAUGUAAUAUGUACACGUAGACAUUAAGAAACCUCUUCUUAAGUUCUGUAUACAUUAAGAAAAAAUUUUUACUAUGUAGUUUCUACGUUGAACACUUGUACUUUUAACAUCAUCAAAGUAUCCUUUGUAGAUGUAUUUAUUUAGGAUGUAAACGACGUAUGUUGAUUAAAUAUGUAAUACUUAGUACCACGAAUGAUUUAAAAUAAAUUCUGUGAUGCAGGUGACGUAUGAUGUAAAGCCGCCGAUCGAAUACGUGUCGAUAAAUAGUUAAAAAAUUGCUUUGCAUAAAUGAAAUUACCUUAGUUGUUAAGCGAAGCCCAUACCUGACAAUCUACAAAGGAUGCUUCGAUCAUAAGACGGUUUACAAAACUGUUUUACACGACGUAUUGCAGAACGAAAAUAUUGUAAUUAAUGGUAGAGUGAGGCUGCGCUGAGAUAUGUCUACGCUGCUGUCUUACACUGUGAACAUUCUCUGUUGAGGCUGUGUCGUCCAUUUGUCUAUCGAUAGACAAAUUUCCAAAUUAAUCAAUAUAUCGAGUACUGCUUACGAGAAGGCAGUAUCUUUAUAUUAAAUUUCGUAUAUGGCCUUACAAAUACAUAAUGAACGUAUAACGUAGAUAUAUUAACGACUGUAAAGCAAAUCGUAUUGGAAUUGUUUUGUAGCACUUUAUAUACUCUCCAUUGUAAUAUGUUUGCAUAAACAUCUGAAGAGAGCACUGUAUUAAAAACGUUCAACAAUAGAUAUACGUAACAUCGCAUGACUGAUAGAAAUGUUCAUCGGUUUGUCCGUGUGACGGGAUAUCCUUGUGUUAUCAAACGUGUCGUUAGACGUGAAACUGUUAUCGAUAUUAUUCAACGUAUCAACGUAUAUCAGUAAACUCUAUAUUACACCCCUUUACGUAACAUUUGCAAUAUGCUCCUUUUGUACGCUACGUGCGUAUCGAAAAACACACAAAAAAAAUGCGAACAGUUAAUCGUGAUUAUUUUCAUGCGAUUUUCCUAUGAGACACGGGAUGUUACGACAUGUCAAAUAUUCCGAGGCCUUAUUACAAAUCUCAGUCCAUUGGAAAAUUAUGUGCAUUGUAAUGAAUUUUUAUGAAUGUCUGAUAAUGAUUCUAUCGAGCACGUAUUAAGCAAUCGUCUAAUGGGAUUCAGAAAUGCGAGAGUUUGUUAUGAAAUAAAUCCAAUGACUGACUGUAAUUAAAAUAAAAUAAUAAACGUGGGAGAAUGUUCACUGUAUGCUUCAGGUGCUAUGGGGAUGCUGUUUGCAUUCCCCAUGACAUGAUGUAACGAUAGCUAAUAUUACGGGAAAAAACGCGUCGGUGUUUCUCAACCGAUGGGUCAUAGAACAAUUUGAAAGACACUUGUUAAUAGAGUAUGUAACGUGUGCAAGGUGUAAGUAAAGCCAUCUUUAUUCGCACAAGCAGAGUUGACGAAAUACGCUUAAUGGCGAUUGAAUGUUUUUUUUCUUUUUUCCUUUUUGAUAUCGCAACGAAAGUGUUUGUAUUGUAUCAUCUUAAAAUCGGUAAGCCAACACAAUCUCUCUCUUCCUUUAAGAUGAUAUAUUAUUAAAUACAUUUUAUUUUGCAGAUAUAGAUAAGACGCUACAAGCGAUGUUAAUGACGCUCGCAAUAAUAACAAUAAAAAUGUAUGCAACAUGUUGUAUUCUUUUGUGGACCAGAAAUGUAAAUAAUAAUUGUAUCAACGGUU